Vespula vulgaris is the source of this 862-nucleotide messenger RNA. Its product is annotated as histone H1-like. The transcript has a single exon. The record is from RefSeq and is a predicted model, not a curated record. Gene Ontology annotation, molecular function: structural constituent of chromatin; double-stranded DNA binding; nucleosomal DNA binding. Gene Ontology annotation, cellular component: nucleus; nucleosome. Gene Ontology annotation, biological process: negative regulation of DNA recombination; nucleosome assembly; chromosome condensation. NCBI's taxonomy places the organism in Eukaryota, Metazoa, Arthropoda, Insecta, Hymenoptera, Vespidae. The coding region runs from base 81 to 833 and encodes 250 amino acids.
UGGCACAAUACUCUACUAUACCAGCACGACAAUUUUCUUUUCUCAUUUCGCUUACUCGAUCAUCACUGAGGGAUAUCAUAAUGGGGGACUCAGCAAAUAUCACCAAUGGUUUCUUAAUUGAAAAUAUAAUUGAGUCGACCAAAUCUAAGCUGAAGAAAAUAGCGCAACAAAAAGCGAAGACUUCAAAACCAAAAUCAACUCAUCCUCGAACUUCUGACAUGGUAAUUGCCGCUAUUAAAGAAUUAAAAGAUCGUAAAGGAUCAUCAUUUCAAGCAAUCAGAAAAUAUGUUGUAGCAACAUAUAAGGUUGAUGGUGAAAAAAUAACACCAUUCAUAAAGAAAUAUUUAAAAAAUGCGGUUUCCAGUGGUACGGUUGUGCAAACCACAGGAAAGGGAGCUUCAGGAUCAUUUAAGCUUUCAACCGUCAAAAGCGGGAGUACAAAAGCAAAAGCACAACGCGUCAUCAAAGAAAAGAAGACUACCGACAAAUCUGUUGAAAAGAAGACAAUGGCAGCUCGCGAAACUGCGACAAGUGCUGCUACCAAGAAAACUAAAACGUCAAGCGAAAAAACCGAAUCCGUUAAGAAACCUACAGUUCGAAAGAAGCCUAAAGUUGCUACUUCUAAAGCUGCUACCGCUGUUGCUACCACUGCUCCUGUUGCUAUUACUAAAAAGAAGAUAACGAAAAAAGCGGCAAAACCGAAAACUCUAUCAAAAACUGAGACUGUAAAGGCAGCAGCUACCAAAACUAAAACUCCCAAACCGAAGAAAGUAAAAACUAAAACUGUUCGUAAAAAUUCAAAGAUAUCAGUUAAUAAACAGAUAUGUCUAUGAGGUACAUAAUAUCUCAUAAAUAUAUCAUU